Molecule: messenger RNA, 2586 nt
Organism: Carica papaya (papaya)
Lineage: Eukaryota; Viridiplantae; Streptophyta; Magnoliopsida; Brassicales; Caricaceae
Product: ferric reduction oxidase 2-like
Cellular component (GO): plasma membrane
Molecular function (GO): ferric-chelate reductase activity
Source: RefSeq, a predicted model, not a curated record
UUUUCAAAUUGAGGAAUUCAUUUCAGACUGAAUUUGCUGUGAUGAACUCUAUAUAUAUACAUAUAUAUAUAUAUAUAUGUUUUAGAUCUCCACCAUGGUACUAAGUUAUGAGUCAACUAGUUGAAAUGCAUGUAUGUACGUACGUACGCAUACGGCUAAAUAGGAAAUCUAUAUGAAACUUUUCGUUUCCAAAAACUUGUCAUCAUGAGAAAACCAAAAUUAUUUUCCUUUUUGCCGACAUUAUUCAAAGGCCACUCCUCAACAUAAACGUUUUUCAAGAUUCCCAGAUUCUAAUUAUCACAGGUGGUAGAAUGCUGGUUUUCGCCUUCCCGGUGCUCUUCGUUGCUGCUUUGAGCUGUUUAUACCUUCAUCUUGUGACCAAAUUGUCUGAUCACAACGAUCGUAACACGAAUCGGAAAAAUUUGAAGCCUCGUCUGGCAUGGCGAAAACGGCCAGUUCUCGUAAAGGGCCCUCUUGGAGUUGUAUCCUUGACAGAGCUCUUAUUUUUAACCAUGUUCAUGGGGUUACUGAGCUGGUCUCUGUAUUCGUACUUGACAAGUAUGUUUACAGAUAUAAGCCGAGAAGCAGGAGAUAAUCAUCAGCAAGUGUGGAAGAGUAAGUUGGAAAUGUCAGGUCUAGCAGUGGGUCUGGUUGGGAAUAUCUGCUUAGCCUUUCUCUUCUAUCCAGUUACCAGAAGCUCUUCAGUUUUGCAGCUGUUUGGCCUCACCUCAGAAUCCAGCAUUAGGUAUCAUAUCUGGGCUGCUCAUCUUGCUCUUACUUUCUUCACUGCACAUGGCUUAUGUUACAUUCUCUUCUGGGCAUCAUCAGAUCAAAUUUCACUGAUUCUAAAGUGGAGUAAGAUCGGUUUUUCAAAUUUGGCUGGAGGAGUAGCUUUACUGUCUGGGUUAGCCAUGUGGGUGACAAGCAUUCCGAGUAUUCGAAGAAAAAUAUUUGAGCUCUUCUUCUACACUCAUCAUCUUUACAUUUUAUUCGUCGUCUUCUAUGUUUUUCAUGUCGGGUUCUCCUCCACUUGCCUCAUUCUUCCUGGAUUUUACCUCUUUUUGAUCGACCGCUACUUGAGAUUCUUACAGUCCCAGCAAAGGGUUAGAUUGCUUUCUGCAAGAAUUUUGCCCGGUGAAACUGUGGAAUUGAAUUUCUUGAAAAGCCAAGAGUUGAAUUAUAACCCAACAAGCAUUAUGUUUGUAAAUGUGCCUGGAAUUUCCAAGCUUCAAUGGCAUCCUUUUUCAAUUACUUCAAGCUGCGAGAUGGAUCAUCAGAAGCUAAGCAUUGUCAUUAAAAGUGAAGGGAGAUGGUCUAGUGAGUUGUAUAAGAAGCUUUCAUCAUCUUCCUCCAUCUCCAUGGACCGCCUUGAGGUCUCCAUUGAAGGACCUUAUGGACCUGUUUCAACUCAUUUUCACAGGCGUGAUAUGCUCAUAAUGAUCAGCGGGGGAAGUGGGAUUACUCCUUUCAUCUCCAUCAUUCGUGAUCUUCUCUUCCGGGCCAAUGAGUCUCUCGAUACUCCACGAGUUCUUCUCAUAUCCGUAUUCAGAAAAUCUCUAGAUGUCACCAUGCUAGACCUCCUCCUACCAGUUUCAGGCACAUCAAUUGACAUUCACAGUUUAAAACUCCAAGUACAAGCCUAUGUAACAAAAGAACAAGGACCCAGCCCUGACCAGAACCUCAUACAGACAAAAUGGUUCAAACUAGACCCAUUGGAUGCGCCAGUUUCAGCCAUUUUAGGCCCAAGCAGUUGGCUCUGGCUAGGUGCCAUAAUCACAUCAUCAUUCAUAAUAUUUCUUAUUGUUAUAGGCAUUGUAACAAGAUAUCAUAUAUACCCAAUUGACCAUAACUCAGAUAUGAUAUACCCCAGUGCUCCAAGAGCGGCUGUCAACAUGAUUUUCACAUGUAUAUCUAUAGCCAUAGCUGCAACCGCAGCUUUUGUUUGGAACAAGAAAAACAAGGACUCCAAGGAAAUGAGACAGAUCCAGAACAGAGAUUCGCCAGCAGAGGCGAGAACAAUGUCGGACUCAUCAUGGAUAUACAGUGAUGAAAGAGAGCUGGAGAGUCUUCCCCAUCAUUCUUUUCUUCAAUUCACUGAGGUGCAUUAUGGUGAAAGGCCUGAUCUGAAGAAGAUAUUAUCAGAGAACUGUAAAGGAACAAGUGUUGGAGUUUUGGUAAGUGGACCGAAGAAGAUGAAGCAAGAAGUGGCAGCAAUCUGCUCCUCUGGUUUUGCAGAGAAUCUGCAUUUUAAAUCCAUGAGUUUCAAUUGGUGAUUUGAAGAAUAUUAGUUCUUGUUCUACUUUAAUUAACAAACCAUAUAGACGAUCACAUAACCAUUUCUUAGGUUCAAAAUCUCUGUUCUAAGCACGUUUUUUUAUGUGAAAAUGAAAAAUCAACGGAAAAUUCUCGAGGCCUGAAAAGAUUGCAGAAGAGUUUCAGCGUAAAAUUACUUUGAAGAUCAUAUCCAGGAAUCUUGACAAUCAAAAACACUCUGAAACUCUCAUGGGUGUUAUUAUGGUCCUCCAACAAGAGCGUAAUGUAUUAAUUUUCGUACAAUUUUAUAGUGAUUCAUUCACCCAUUUUAAA